Sapajus apella (tufted capuchin) is the source of this 3183-nucleotide messenger RNA. RefSeq names its product olfactory receptor 13G1. The coding region runs from base 1684 to 2607 and encodes 307 amino acids. Gene Ontology annotation, molecular function: G protein-coupled receptor activity; olfactory receptor activity. Gene Ontology annotation, biological process: G protein-coupled receptor signaling pathway. Lineage: Eukaryota; Metazoa; Chordata; Mammalia; Primates; Cebidae. The record is from RefSeq and is a predicted model, not a curated record. Gene Ontology annotation, cellular component: membrane. The transcript has a single exon.
UGCAUUCUUUGCUUAUCAACUAUAUAAAGAUAAAAAUAUUAAAGACUCAAUGUGCUUGUGAGGACAAAAUUAUAUCACCUCUGCAGAGGACCUAACAUAGAGCCUGUAACAUGCCAAAGACCCAAAUAAUGGUGGCUGUAACAUUCCUUCAGUAUGGGUAAAUUAAUACUAAAGCUAGACAUUCUGAAAUAGAUUAUGGAUUAAACAAAAGCUCUAUUUUUUCCUCUAAAUAGUUAAAGAUGAAUAUGUCAGUAGCUAAAAUUUAUUUAACAAAUUAUUGAGUGUACAAGGCCUGAGAAAGCAAAACAGACUAAAUUUGUGGACCCACAUUCAAAAAUUGUUUUUAUUUAUGUCUCUGUUUAGAUAUCAGAGGUACAGUAUGAUCUCUGAAAACUUAAAGAACAUUUAUAAACAUAAAUUUAUGAAUAAAUUCACAACUACUUUGAAUACUUUCACUAGAUUCGUCCAAUCAUAAUAGUUCUAAAAGCCAUCAAUUCAUGUAACUGUCUGUGCAUAAAAAUGUACCAAAAUAAAUAAGCAUAAAAGAAAACCGACAGCAACCAGGUGCAGUGGCUCACGCCUGUAAUCCCUGCAGUUUGGGAGGCCAAGACAGGAGGAUCUCUUGAGACUGGGAGUUUGAGACCAGCCUGGGCAAGAGAUGAGGAUCUCUUUUAGAAAAGAUAGUAAAAGAAAACAGAAAAUGUAAUGCUAUAGAAGUUUUCAGGGGAAAUAACAUAGGACACAAAUUUCUCUUGUGUCCUAGCAAUUAUUUUCCAGAAAACUUUCCAGUUGCCAUUUAUCCUUGAGUAUGCUUUAGAAACAGUGGCUCCAUCUGUCUAACAUCUAAUAUUUAUAUCAAUUUAUUCAAUUUUUAGAAAUAAUAAAUUUAAAUCUCAUGGAGCUUAAAUGGCAAGUUUAUAGCUAUAAUGAAAUUAAGACACAACCCUACAUUUUAUAUUUUUAAAUCCAAUUACCUUGACAUUAUAUAACAAUAAAUAGCUGGUUCAGUCAAUUUUGGCAAUGUGCUUCUCAAACUGAUGAAAAACUACUAGCACAGACAUUUGGUUAAAUUGUUUAGUAUUUGGAUUAGAUACACUAGUCAAUGUUCCCAUUAAUAUAUAGCCUCAAAAUAUAGGUUGGGCAUUUUUCAUCUGAAAUAUCCCCACUAUAAUUAGCCCUGUCAGCUUGUAUUAUUUCAAGUAUCUUCACUCGCAUAUAUCUCAAGGACAUUUAAAUGUACCAUGGAAUUAACUAAAUUAGUGAGAUAUGCAAUAAUUUGUAUUAUAGUUCCAUUAAAUAUAUAUGUAUAUCCAGAAUAUGCACACAUGUGCGUGUGUGUGUAUGUAUGUAUGUAUGUAUUAAGACAAGUUUCAAGUGAAUAUAUCAAAAUAUUUAAAGGUAUUUUUAAAAUAUUUUUCUUCUCAACCACUGGCUUCAGUUUAUCUGAGUCAUCCAUGGAGGAACAUACAUUAGAGAAUGGGAUUUGUCUGGAAAACAGAGGAUAUUGCCUGGAAUACAGAUCUCCAUCAUCGGGGAAUUCAUCCUGCAAAAUUGUGUCCAAUGGAGAAUUAAGUCCCUAGAUACACACACCUCUCAUGUUAUCUCCUAAUAAUAACACACAGAUUAUUUCAAUUUUCGGUUGUUCACUCUGUGCAAUUACUGCCAUUCAAUCACCCAAGCAGGAUGAAUCACAGUAUUGUAACUGAGUUCAUUAUUCUGGGCUUCACCAAAAAGCCUGAACUCCAGGGAAUUAUCUUCCUCAUUUUUCUCAUCAUCUAUCUCGUGGCUUUUCUUGGCAACAUGCUCAUCAUCACCGCCAUAAUCUAUAACAACACCUUGCAUACGCCCAUGUAUAUUUUCCUUCUCACACUGGCUAUUGUGGACAACAUCUGCACAACAAGCAUCAUACCAAAGAUGCUAGGGACCAUGCUAAAAUCAGAAAACACCAUUUCAUAUGCAGGCUGCAUGUCACAGCUCUUCUUCUUCAUAUGGUCUCUGGGAGCUGAGAUGGUUCUCUUCACCACCAUGGCCUAUGACCGCUAUGUAGCCAUUUGUUUCCCUCUUCAUUAUAGUACUAUUAUGAGCCACCAUAUGUGUGUAGCCUUGCUCAGCAUGGUCAUGGCUAUUGCAGUCACCAAUUCUUGGGUGCACACAGCUCUCAUCAUGAGGUUGACUUUCUAUGGGCCAAACACCAUUGACCACUUCUUCUGUGAGAUACCCCCAUUGCUAGCUUUGUACUGCAGCCCUGUAAGAAUCAAUGAGGUGAUGGCAUAUGUCGCUGACAUUACCCUGGCCAUAGAGGACUUUAUUCUUACCUGCAUCUCCUAUGGUUUUAUCAUUGCUGCUAUUCUCCGUAUCCGCACAUUAGAAGGCAAGAGGAAGGCCUUCUCAACAUGCUCAUCCCAUCUCAUAGUUGUGUCUCUUUACUAUUCUCCUGUGAUCUACACCUAUAUCCGUCCUGCUUCCAGCUAUAUAUUUGAAAGAGACAAGGUGGUAGCUGCACUCUAUACUCUUGUGACUCCCACAUUAAACCCAACAGUGUACAGCUUCCAGAAUAGGGAGAUGCAGACAGGGAUUAGGAAGGUGUUUGCAUUUCUGAAACACUAGUAGUUUUGAUGUGGGACAUCACCUAUCUACUCUAGAACCAUUUUCUAGAGCAUCUCAGAUUUUACUGAUCUUUCAUAGUUACCUCCAUUCCAAAUUUCCCCUCUUAUUCCUGCCUUCUUCCUAGCAGUCUCAUUAUCUCCAAAAUUCUGUACUCUUAUGUGAAGAAUAUUCAUAAAGCAAUAUAUGCAAUACACUCACAUAAAUAUAUAUAAUGUAUAUCCCAACAUUUUCCAAAAAUGUGUACAUAACUUCUAAUAUUUAUAUAUGCAUAUACACAAAUAUUUGCCUAUAAGGGCAUGAGCACAUCAUACAUGCAAAUAUCACAAAACAUUUUAUGUAUUUUGUGCUGUUUAUUUGUUGUUAUGUGAAUGUGAGAGGAAGAAAAGUAGUGUGUGUGAUAAAUUUUCCCUUCCUGAAUAGGCUGGGUUAAUUUGCUUGGAGCAUUGUAAUAAUGAGGCAUCUACUCUGGGAUUCAACCUCAUUAAGUUAUUUAGAUUUCAUUGGAGAAAUUGUCGCACAUAUAUAUCAUGGAAUAUUAUGCAGUCAUAAAAAAAUGAGUUCAUAUCCUUUGUGGGG